CCCUGCUCCUCGCUGUUUUCGUACGCGCUUCAGUUCCGAUUCGACCGCCAACUAAGUUACGUUUUGCGAUGUCACGGUGAGGAACUUUCCGCACAGUUAGCUCCCAGGAACAAGGAGAGCCUCCGCAGCCGCACGCCGCUGGGACGUACGACCUGAGAUGAGCUCGAGUCGCGUUGUACUCGAAGGGAACUCCUGGUGACUCCUGAGCCGCCGCCGCUAUCACCGUGGGGAGAGGACGUACCGCGGAGGAGCCUCAUGUUUUCGUCGAGCCAAGAGGAGCACUGCGCCCCGUCCAAAGACCCGGUGAAGUACGGGGAGCUGGUGGUGCUGGGGUACAAUGGCUCUCUGCCCAAUGGAGAUCGGGGUCGACGGAAAAGCAGAUUUGCGCUAUACAGGAGGACCAAAGCCAACGGUGUUAAGCCGAGCACUGUGCACAUCCUCAACACACCCCAGGCCAGUAAGGCUGUGAACUGUAAAGGCCAACACAGUAUCUCCUACACACUGUCCAGGAACCAGACAGUAGUGGUGGAGUACUGCCAUGAUAAAGACACAGACAUGUUUCAGAUUGGGCGUUCCACAGAGAGUCCCAUAGACUUCGUGGUGACUGACACAGUAGCAGGAGGCCAGGAGGGAGAGGAGACUCCCAUCACACAGAGCACCAUCUCCCGCUUCGCCUGCCGAGUCGUCUGUGAGCGCCUCCCUCCCUUCACUGCCCGCAUCUAUGCAGCCGGGUUCGACUCCUCCAAAAACAUCUUCCUUGGGGAGAAAGCUGCUAAAUGGAAAAAUCCUGACGGUCACAUGGACGGCCUAACAACCAAUGGCGUGCUGGUAAUGCACCCCAAGGGUGGAUUCACAGAAGAGUCCAAACCCGGCGUAUGGAGAGAGAUCUCUGUUGGUGGGGACGUUUACACACUGAGGGAGACCCGCUCAGCACAGACCCCCGGCAAACUGGUGGAGAAUGAGAGUAAUAUACUGCAGGACGGCUCCCUGGUGGAUCUAUGUGGAGCUACUUUGCUGUGGCGUACAGCAGAAGGCCUCUUCCACACUCCCACCCAAAAACACCUGGAGGCUCUCAGGCAGGAGAUCAACGCAGGGCGGCCUCAGUGUCCCGUAGGCCUCAACACACUCGCCUUCCCCAGCAUGCAGCGCAGCCGUGCCCUCUCCUCCCUGGAGGACAAGCAGCCUUGGGUGUAUCUGGCGUGUGGCCACGUGCACGGUUACCACAACUGGGGCCACCGUUCAGAGCACGAGGCCAGCACCACGCGGGAAUGUCCCAUGUGCCGGGUGGUGGGGCCGUAUGUACCACUGUGGCUGGGCUGCGAAGCGGCCUUCUACGUGGACACAGGUGCCCCCACACAUGCCUUCGUACCAUGUGGACACGUGUGUUCAGAGAAGUCCGUCAAGUACUGGGCGGAGAUCCCUCUGCCUCACGGCACCCACGCUUUCCACGCCGCCUGCCCCUUCUGUGCCACACAGCUCAACCUUAGUAAGGGCUGUACCAAGCUAAUCUUCCAGGGCCCAGUGGACUGAGCGGAAGGUUCCUGCUCUGGCAGAAGAGAUUAGAUGGGAAUGCCAACAUGCUGUGAAUCUGUUCAGAUUAUUUUGUGCUUUCUUUUGUUCAUGUAAACCAGCUGUGGGUAGGAGUAAGUCUUCUAAACCUCUGGUCAUAUACUGUGGAUUCUGCACAACAGAGAGCCACUACACAUUGUUCAGGGCCUCUUGGGGCUGUUUGGAUGGCCACUGUGGGAUACAGAGAUGUGGAGCACAUUGGACCACAGAUCCCCGGUUCUGCCAGACUGAAAUAAUGUUUUCAGCUGUCCUGCCAACCAACCGCUUUAAAUAUGGCUCCAGCACUGGGCUGUUAAACUACAAUGCCUGCUGGUUUUCCAUCAGAGGGCAGUAGGAUUAAGGUUGUAGAAAGAAUGAAUCGUUUUUACUCAUGAAUCAGACUCAACCAGAUAAUAGCAAGCAGAGGUAGUUGGGGAAGGAAGGAUUUAAAGUCUAGUUCCUGAAGGGUCUGAGACAAAGUUUUUACAAAGCCAGACAGCUGGACUGUUGGCUGGGAGAAACACCAGGAGAAGUUUGGGGCCUAAUUCUAAUGGAUGACUAGUUAAUUGCUCCCCAUAAACCUUUCAGCCUUAACCCCUGAUCCAAACCAUGUAACUCCAGAGGUGGCUUCCAUUUACUCAACAAACUUUGAGAGGGGGUAUUUGUCAUUUAACAGUGAGGAUAUUUUUUCAUAAAUGAGAAGAUAUUUUAUUGAAGGCAAAGAAAGAAAUCAUUUUUCAUACAGACGACAAAAUAAAAUGACAACCCACACGGAUUCUCCACCACAUUUUUAUCUGACAGAAGAGGUAUUUUGCUACACUGAGGCCCUUGUACUGUUUCCUAAUGCAAAUGUUAAUAUAUUUUUCUCCUGCAUAAAUAGUGUGUGCAAGAAUGUUCGGAGUGUGUGCGUGCAUGUGUGAGUGUGUGCGCGUGUUGGCCUGUGUGGGUGCCCACGGGCCUUUUGGUUUGCAUCGCCCUGCAUCAUCUCCACCCAACCCCCCCCCUCCCUUAUCCCCCCUCGCUGCGAUCUCGCCCACCUCCCAAAAGAGAGAACACAGGAAUUAAAUCCAACCACGCAGGGUCUGACAAUGAAUGUACACAUGCACAUUGACUCUCCUCACUGGUGGUGCUUCACAUAUACAACCUGCUUACUCAUUAUCUGUGCUGUUAAAAGUACAGGUAAUGCCUAUUGGAACUGUGCAAGCACAGGACAUAGCCACGCCUGCUUGCAAGCCGACUAGCGUGCUGCGCCCCCUACCCAUCACACACACACACGUACUGUAUUCAGUCUGCACUGUUGUUAGCUUUAUCCCACUCUGGGACUGAUCCAAUGAUUUCUACGCUCGUAAACCUGGGCACGGUCUCAGCAGCACUCAGAGAUUAUACCAAAUAUAAGGAGGAGCUGUUUUUCUCUCCUCACAUGCAAGAUGUAAACCCAAACUGCUGCUGUGCCGAGUGUUGACAGGCUCUGGAUUACAGUCGAGGCUGUUCACUUGAAUGCACCAAGCUCAACGGGGAAUAAUGAUAUUAUCGCACACAAAGCCAAACUUGGUGAGGUUCCGUCGUGUGAGGAUGAGUCGACUUGUCCAGAACAAAGCAGCAGAUGAAUUGAAACUAAACAAUCUGGGACGAAUCUGCACGUUGUGCGGGGUUAGCUUAGCAGACUGUGCCCAUAUGUUAAGUGUAGUCGCCAGCAUUAAUUCUGACACUAGUUCAUCAAAUACAAUAGUGAGCAAUCAAUUUAUGAGUUGUGACAGUCAAGUUUGUAUUUUAGCAUUGGAAUAUUCUCCCAAAGUUGUAAAAUGGUGUAUAAAGAGAUGCUAAGGGACAGAGUCUUCACUAAGACUUCUGAGACUCCCUUAAAAAAAAAAGAUGGCAUCUCCACAGUAGUGGUCGAGUAUUUUCCCUUUGUGGUUCUUUCCUAAGAGAAACAUACUAAGCAUUCUUAAAAAGUAUCUGCAGCAUUACGCCUCACUCAAAUCACAGAGCGUUUCCGAAUCGCUCGACUUCUCCAGGUUUUAUGUAACUGCCGCACCGGAUUGAGAACUAAGCCACAUGCCGUACAGUAGCAUUCCUUUCUAACACUUUCAGCUCCGACACCGUGCCCGCUGCGUAGGACCGCGUUCUGUAACAGCUGCAGAGUAGCUGCCUCAAACAUUCCUCCUUGGUAAACAUGGGUGGGGCCCUCAGUUCACCCAAGGGCUUGUUCUAUGAUUUUUGUCUCCUACAGGAACUCUGUACACAAGCCAUACAAACGCACUGAUGCUCCCAAUGCCUCUUUUGCAAAGAAUAAAAUAUUUUUUAAAACACG
Molecule: messenger RNA, 3859 nt
Organism: Pleuronectes platessa (European plaice)
Lineage: Eukaryota; Metazoa; Chordata; Actinopteri; Pleuronectiformes; Pleuronectidae
Gene: peli2
Product: pellino E3 ubiquitin protein ligase family member 2
Exons: 6
Coding region: 256-1530 (424 amino acids)
Biological process (GO): protein polyubiquitination; regulation of Toll signaling pathway
Molecular function (GO): ubiquitin protein ligase activity; protein binding
Source: RefSeq, a predicted model, not a curated record